Molecule: messenger RNA, 1581 nt
Organism: Cyphellophora attinorum
Lineage: Eukaryota; Fungi; Ascomycota; Eurotiomycetes; Chaetothyriales; Cyphellophoraceae
Product: putative MFS-type transporter
Exons: 6
Coding region: 1-1581 (526 amino acids)
Biological process (GO): transmembrane transport
Molecular function (GO): transmembrane transporter activity
Source: RefSeq, a predicted model, not a curated record
AUGCCUCUUGGAAUCCUCAGAGACGACAAGCUCGAGCAUGUGCCAGGAACUGCUCCACUUUCCGAUCAAAACAAGAACGACACCGAGUAUGCUGGCGUUGAUGCUUCAUUACUGAAACAUGACUCGACCGGCAAGAUCGUCCUGGUUCCUCAACCAUCGGACUCGAUCAACGAUCCCUACAACUGGCCAAAGAUGAAGAAAUUCUUAUUCGUCGCCGCUUUUCUGUACGGCUGCGGGUGUGUGGGAGCUAUCGGGCCACUUCUCGGGGCAGGUUUUGUUCCUCUGUCGGCUGAGCUUGAUGUCCCUCUUCCCAAAUUUAUCUCCGGUUUCCAGGGUGCCCUCAUCUGUGCCAUCGGCGUGGGUAGUCUCGUAUGCAACACCCUCGCGGUCAAGUAUGGCAAGAGACCUAUCUAUCUCAUCACAUCCCUGGGCCUUGCGGUCACCUGCUUUUGGGCUGCAGCGGCAAAAUCGUUCCCAUCUCUUGUUGCAGCAGGUAUUGCUGAUGUUUGGUUUGUGCACGAACGCGGAUUCAUCACUGGCCUCUUCAACCUGGGCGUUCUUGGUGGCAUCAACCUGGGCCCUCCCAUCGCUGGUCCCGUCAUCCAGUACGCUGGUUACAAGACUUGUCUAUACGCAAUGGGCGGUGCAUUCGUUCUUCAGCUGAUCCUGACAUUCUUGUUCAUGCCAGAGACCGCUUUUGUGAGAUCCAGCACGUUGAACAUUGACACAACUGCGCACACCAUUGCGGUCAAUGAGAAGACCGUCGAGGAGCAUGUUGAGGGAAGCGAGGCUCAUCACAACGCCUCUGCACGACCACUGGUCGACAAGAAAAUCUCCUUUGCCAGAGAAAUGCUGCCAUACUCGGGCUACGUCAACCACGUCUCUUUGUGGAGGGUCGCGGUUGAACCGUUCAAGCUACUUGCUUCCCCAAUCGUGCUAUGGGCAGUGUUGUUGUUCACUACAAUUCUUGCCUGGCUAGUCGGUAUCUCAAUCGCGUCGUCACAGAUCUUUUCAGCGCCGCCUUACAGUUUCUCAAUCGUCGAGGUGGGCGCAACGAACGUUUCUUCAUUCGUUGCAGGGCUUUUGGGCAGUUUCAUCUCAGGCCCAGCAAUCGAUGGGGUUUCCAAAUUCAUGGCCAGGAAAAACAAGGGUAUUUUCGAACCCGAGUUUCGACUGCCCAUUAUGGUGGUAUUUGUGCUCCUCACAGCUGGCGGCUUCUUUGGCUGGGGAGAGGCGGCAUACCAACUGUCUCCCUGGCCCGUUCCCGUCGUCGUCUGCCUCGGACUCAUCAACCUAGGUGCGCAGUUAGGCACGACCUGCCUGAUUACCUACCUUGUCGACUGCCACCGUGAACAGGCAGGAGAGGCCUUGGGCGUGAUCAACUUCUUCAAGAACUUCUUUGUCUUUGGCUUGACAUUCUAUUUCAACACUUGGAUCGCAGAUGAUGGCGUACGAAAUGUGUUCUUCACACUUGCGGGCAUCACUAUUGGUGUCACAUUGCUCACGAUUCCUAUGUAUAUCUUCGGCAAAAAGUCUCGAAGCUGGGUGUACAGACAUAAUAUUACUCUUACAUCUGGCUAG